Molecule: messenger RNA, 639 nt
Organism: Neurospora crassa OR74A
Lineage: Eukaryota; Fungi; Ascomycota; Sordariomycetes; Sordariales; Sordariaceae
Exons: 3
Coding region: 1-639 (212 amino acids)
Source: RefSeq, a predicted model, not a curated record
AUGACGUUUGAAGCGAGGUUUCCAGACAGAUCUGAACACCCCUAUCAAACUUCUCAAGUAUCUCAGUCGUCAUUCGUACACAUUCCAGUCGAGCAGUUGAUUCGCUUUUGCAUAAGUUCUUUAUACCAAAAGACCAUCUCCAAAACUCCGCCCUCAACCUUCCCUCAACAUUCCCUUUCUCGCUUGCUAAGUCCGGCAUCUAUCCAAUGUGAGGAACAUACCGUGACCACUGAGGCAAUUGAUAUGCCGAGUCCGGGAAUGUCGCUCAACAAAUUCCUCCAGCACCUCACUGAGUUGAGCCCCGGUGCACCAUUGAAUUGUAUCGUUAUCGAGUAUAUGAUGUCCAAGAAAGUCAGCAAUGCUCAAAAAUAUAUCAAUUGGUUCCUGCCAGAAGGGCGGGAGCUCGGUCCAAGAAAACACGCAAGCAACCAAGACACCUGUGGCGGCUAUGGUGAUGCUCGAGAUCCUCCAGAGGAUCCGUUCGAUGCUGGUGGUGAACGGCGCGUUCCAGGCCACGCAAUGGAGCCCGCCGUAGAUGAGACCUACGAAUCCAAAUCCGAUGAAGAGUGGGAGAUAGUGGUUGUAGUCUUGAAACCGGGAUUCUUUGGCUGGAAUUUGCGUGAGUCGUGGGUCUCGUAG